Molecule: messenger RNA, 1818 nt
Organism: Drosophila navojoa
Lineage: Eukaryota; Metazoa; Arthropoda; Insecta; Diptera; Drosophilidae
Cellular component (GO): extracellular region
Molecular function (GO): chitin binding
Source: RefSeq, a predicted model, not a curated record
UGUUAUUGUCAAUGGCUCAAGGGCGCAGCGGCAGCUGAUUUCAAUUGGAUUGCACUUGAAAUGCAAUGGAUAUUUAAUUUAAUUACGUAUACGUAACAGCUACGCUACGUUACGUAUACGUACGAGUUGGCAGGCACAUCUGAUAGACGGAGCAACAAUGGCUAAUUCAGUGUCAUAAAUCUGCCCAAGCGCAGGCACGAAUCCGCGCUGACGAACUGUCAACCAGACGAACUGGCGAUCCACAUCAACAUAAAUCGCACAAAGAUGCUGCCCGGCUCAGAAUAUUCAUCCGCUAUAAAUGCCUGCUGCUCGACGACUGGGGCUUGCAGUUUGUUCUGACGAGUGGAGGCGCUUGCAGGCAAGAGCCUUAAGGAUUCGAUAGACAAGCAGCAACUGGGAGCUCAUUUUCGCCAUGCUGGUAGAACGUUACGCCGCCGUCUUGGCAGUUUUCCUGCUGCUUUGGAGCGGAAGUGGAGCACAGUUGCAGGUACAGGCACAGAGUGGCUAUAACUAUGUGCGCCCGGAGCUGGCCACCACAGCGGGUGGCGGAGCUGUUGCGGCUCGUUUACAGCCAGGCGCCUACCCCACGGGCACGGCGGUUCCCCUGACGCCUGCGCCGGCCACCGCCUAUGGGGGCGGACUGUUUCCCUCUCCAGCUGUGGGCUAUACGCCCAGUGGACAGGCAACGACUGCGUUUGGGGCACCUGCAGCUGCUGUGGGCAGCACCGUCAAUCUGCCCAGACGCCCCACUGGCUCUGGUCUACAGGGUGUAUCCACUACAGCGCGUGGCGGUCCGUAUGGCCCACAGACGCAGUACAGCAACACUGCUGUUGGCUCGUCGGGACAACGUGCGUCUGCUGGAGACGAUUACUCCGACGGCGCCGACGGCGACUACUCGGCCAUACCUGGUGUGGCUGGCGUAGACUAUCCCGUGUAUGCCCAAGUGCCGCGCACCAACUUCGACUGCGCCCAGCAGCCCCUGCCCGGCUACUAUGCGGACAUCGAAGCUCAAUGCCAGGUCUUCCACAUUUGCGCACUGAAUCGCACCUACUCCUUCCUGUGCCCCAACGGAACUGUGUUUAGCCAGGAGACGCUAGUCUGCGUCUGGUGGAAUCAAUACGACUGCGUCUCGGCGCCCAGCCUGUAUGCCAACAAUGCCUACAUCUACGACUAUAGUGGUACCAGCUCCAGUUCCAGCAAUGUCAAUCUGAAUGCCAAUGUCUACCGCUCUGGCUCUCAGCCGGUGAAUACGGCCUAUGGUGGAGUUGCUCCGUCGUCCGCGCCAGGCGGUGGUCUGCGCACUACCAGUGCAUCCCAGGUCCCCGGAUAUAACGCACAGCGUGGCGCCUACGCCACUCCCUCACCCACGCCGGCCCAGUCGCAGUCGCAGUCUCUGUAUGGGGCUGGCGCCAUCAUACGUCCGGCUAGUGUCUCCGGCACAGUCGCUGCUACGGGUGCCAAUCGCUUAGCGCCGGCCACAGCCGCUGCCGGACUGGCAGCCACUGCUGCGGGCUUGCUGCCCGAUAACGCAGUCGGCAGCUUUGCCCAGCCCGUGGUGGCAGUCGGCAAUCGGGAGUAUCUGCCGCCAGCCGGCGCAGGCCAACGCCAGCAACGCAACCAAGUAUAAGCGUAAACGAAUCUUAGCAUCUGUACCCGGUAAAAUGGCAGUAGACCCGAUCUUAGACCCUAGGCUUAGCUUAAUUAGCAAUAACAUACUCACUCACACACACACACUUAGGAGCUCCUUACACAAUCUAUGUAUUUAAAACUAAAUUCAUAUGUAUUCCGAUUUUUACUAUAAAUGGCAUUACUCUCAAA